This is a messenger RNA of Paramecium octaurelia, 1841 nucleotides long. The record is from the annotation of a GenBank genome assembly. Lineage: Eukaryota; Ciliophora; Oligohymenophorea; Peniculida; Parameciidae.
AUUUGUAAUGACGAAAUUUUCUCUAAUUUUUGCUUUGCUUUUAAUUUGUAGUUUUGGAAAGUAAACCAUAUAUGAUAGGCUACACGGAACACACAUAGAGGAAGAAUUCGAAAACGAAGUCGUUACAGAAAUUACCAUGUACGAUGAGGAAGACCCUAAACUGAAAUAUGAGAAGAUGAUGAACACAUUUAUGAGACUAAGUAAAUAAUUAUAACUUCUAUAUAGAUGAGACCUAAGUAAUCGGUUGUAGAAAAACAGAUCAUCAUGAAUUCUUUGGAAUGUUUUUUCAAAAUGCUGGAAGGAUUGGAAAUGGUGGUUAGAAUAAUAUUGAAUUGAUCAAGUAAGAGGACGAUUGCUACGAGUCAAUGAGUGUAUCAUAUGAUAUAAAUGAAAAUGAAAAGUUAGUUUUAUACUCUAUAUAGUCGUGUAUGUGUUACAUUCACUCCAGGAAAUUACAAGAAUAACUAAUAAUGUUCAGAAUUCUAUUUGAUUGGAACAACCUUGAAUUACAAUAUUGUCAACAUUAAAGAUAGUAAAAUUUAUUAUAAUUAAUUUAAUUUAGAAAAGGAUCACAAAGUCUAUUUUAAUUUCAGAAAUCAAAAAUAAAUUGAAGCCUUUAAAUAUUCAGGUGCUUAUAUCUUCAGAACUUGCGAUUAUUUGGAAAAUUGGUUUGGUGAUCUUUUGAUGACGUUUGAAUUAUUUUUUGGUGGAUUUUCAAGUAAUCCAUAUUUGGGUCCAAUCUUUGGAAGGUACUCUAAAUAUUAAAUAUAAUAGUCAACCCCCUGAAUGGAUGGUAAGAUCAAACAUAGAAUUAAUAGAAAGAGCAACUGGUUAUAGAUGGUAAGAAAGACCAAAUGUUGUUGUGGAUUUAAAGGCUAAUGAAACAAAUAACGGAGAUUUUCUAGCUGUUACUAGAUUUGAUGGAUUAGAUUAAAUCAUAGAAUGGGGAACUGGAGGCCGAAUUGGACACAGUGCUAUGAUCUUUGAAAUUGAUGGUGAAAAAUACGUCAUUGAAUCAUAAGAUGCUUGGUAUUGGCCAACAAAAAAAAUACAAAAGACUAAAUGGGAAGAUUGGAAGGUCUAUGCUAAGAAUGCUGGAUAUAAUGUUGCUAUUUUACCAUUGAGUCCAGAAAAGAGAGCAUAAUGGGAUUAAGAAGCUGCUUUAGCUUAUUGGAAAAAGAUGGAAGGAUAACCAUAUGGAUAUCACACAUUUUUAUUUGGUUGGAUUGAUACUCCAACUGAUAAUUAUCCAAAACCAUUGAGUGCAGAAUUUGCCACUUAUAUGUUUUCUUUCUUUGAAAAAAUAGCACCUGGACCAAUCACUUCUUUGGUUGGAGAAGCUUUAAAUAAAAGAUUGGGCACAGAAGGAUUAUCAGUAUCUGAAGUUGCAAUUGAAGCUGCAAAACAAGGAAUAGAAUUGGUAGAUCAUCUAUUUAUAUCUAUAGGCUGAUUUAUAUGCCAUGGUAGAAAGAGAUGAAUGGGUAUAUAGUGAUGGUCCAAGUCAAGCGUGUGCUGCCUUUGUAACUAGCAUGUACAAAGCUGCUGGCUUAUUCAAACCCUUCCAUAUUGAAGCACUUGAGUAAGUCCACAAUAUUAACAUAGGUUUACACCAAAAGAUAUCUAUCAAUUGAAAUUCUUUGAUUCGAAUUAUAAGGUCCCAGAAAAAUGUAAGAAGAAUGAUCCAAAAUUACCCUAUUGCCAAUUGAUGGGAACUCACAGAAUAGAAUUAGAAGGAUAUAAUACAGUUGAACCUUAUGAAAAUAUGAACGAGAGAUGUCCAAGUGUUGCACCUGAAUUCAUAAGACCUGAUGGCUGUUGAUGUCUUCAUAAAACAGAAAUUU